Molecule: messenger RNA, 3390 nt
Organism: Caenorhabditis elegans
Lineage: Eukaryota; Metazoa; Nematoda; Chromadorea; Rhabditida; Rhabditidae
Gene: ntl-4
Product: CCR4-NOT transcription complex subunit 4
Exons: 12
Coding region: 72-2468 (798 amino acids)
Cellular component (GO): CCR4-NOT complex; cytoplasm; cytosol
Molecular function (GO): RNA binding; ubiquitin-protein transferase activity; nucleic acid binding
Source: RefSeq, marked reviewed
GCCUUCAAGUCUUUUCAUUUUUCAGUGUUCCUACUCUCAAUCCUCACUUGUUUUCCACGACUAUCGCCAAAAUGUCUACCUGCAGCGAUGAAAGUUGCGAUAAGGAAUGCCCUUUGUGCAUGGAGACCCUUGAACUGGAUGACAUCAACUUUUAUCCAUGCAAAUGCGAGUACCAGAUUUGCCGAUUUUGCUGGCAUCGUAUACGAACCGAUGAAAAUGGAUUAUGUCCUGCUUGCCGGCAGCCAUAUCCUGAAGACCCUGUCAAUUUUAAGCCAAUGACAACCGACGAUGUGCGAAAACACAAGGACGAACAACGAUUGAAAAAACAAGCGGAAAAACUGAAAUUAUCGGAUGCACGCCAAUAUCUUUGUAAUUACCGUGUACUCCAAAAGAAUCUUGUCUACGUCGUGGGAUUAUCACCUCGUGUAGCAGAUCCUGAGAUUUUGAAGAAAAAUGAGUAUUUCGGUCGGUACGGUAAAAUUCAGAAGAUCGUAACGAGUGCGACACCGUCAUUACCUGCACCUCAUCUUCCACCUAGUCAUACGGCUUACGUAACGUAUAAAAGAGUUGAUGACGCGCUAAGAGCAAUUCAAGGCGUACAUAACUCAAUGUUGGAUGGUAGGUUAGUGAAAGCAUCACUUGGAACAACCAAGUAUUGUUCUUCAUUUUUGAAUAGUCGGAAGUGUUUCAAACCGGUCGGUGAAUGUAUGUAUUUGCAUGAAAACGCUGAAGCUGAAAUAAGUUUCACAAAAGAUGAUAUGCAUCUUGGAAAGCACACAGAAUACGAGAAACGAUUAAUUGAAUCGAUGAAUAGCCGACCUCCGCCGCCACAAUCGACACUUGCAUCACAAUUGGAUAAAAUACUGGCGCCAACGUCAAAUUCACCACGGCGAUAUCUUGAAGAUGAUUCUGACACAGUUGAUGACGUUGAGCGAACAGGCUCAGCGAUACACAUGUGUGCGGAUGAUCCUGAUGAUGAUGAUGCAGAUUCUACGAACACAAGCAAUUCUAUCGACGACCCGGCACCUUCAAAUCCAGCAGAUGAGACAGUUAACAGUAGACGGAGUAAUCAGACAGCCAGAGAGCGACAGUGGUCAGAACGCGACGAAAUUUCAGUGGCGCCCAGCAAUACACCUCCUACAGAUCCUGAAGGAAAUGAAAACGAGUUUGAAGAGGACAUCCAUAGAAACGAUGUUAGUGAUCUUAUGUCAAAAUUAGAUGUAAAUGACGACCGGCUGGCCCGGACAUCAUUCUCAGAAAAUGAUUAUCUUGGGAUUCCGGCACCAGCAAAGCAUCAAGAAGCACCAGCUCCUCUUAUGCAAUGGGAAGCAUUGCUCGGAUUGUCAUCACCUUCUGCACAAUCAACGAUCGUCGAACCUUCGUCACUAUUCCCAACGUUCAAAAUGGAUUCAGGAUUCAAUUCACAAUCGUUAUUCGGAACACACACAUCUAGCACACCGUCGUUCAGAAGAGAGGCUAGUCCUCCACCCGGUCUCGCUAGGUUCAAUUCAGACGAUGAUCUUGGAUUCGAUCCGUUCACCGAAUCAUCAAAGGGAUUGUCAGCGUUGUUACAAGAAGAACAAGAACAGAUUCCACCACACAAUUCAGCAUCAAAUCAUACUUUAGAUGUGUUAAAACAUUCUAGAUUGUUUGGUCAAUUACCCGAGCAGCGACAGUCAACCCAGCAGCAUCCACAACAUCUUCAAUCAUCACAUCAACAGCAUCCAUUACAACAGAAUCAAGAUCAACAUCAUUCGUUCCUUCAUCAGUUACAUGCACAGCAACAGCAUCAACAACAACAGUUUGCAGCAGAUAUGAACAGGCAACAGGACUAUAUGUAUAGUAGACUUAUGUCACAGCAACAACAGCAAUCACAACAGCAGAGACAGUUCGACUCGACGCCUGGAUUUUCACAUCCAUUCGGAAGUAUGCAGCAGCAACAACAGUCUUCACAGCAACAACAACAUCAGUCUCAGUCGUCACAGUCGUCCAGUCUUCUACAAGACUUGUUCAAUCGCCAACAGCAACAACAUCAAGCGCAGCAACAAGCACAACAACAUCAACAACAGCAGAUGUAUGCUGGAAUCAACUCAUACAUGUACAAUGACAUGUUGAUGCCUCGAGUACCAUUUGGAAUGGCACCACCUCCAGGACUCGGAGGUCCAUCUACGAACAGAUCUUCCACGACACAACAAGCACCUCCACACAUGACACAACAAUCACAACAACAACAGCAACAGCAACAGUCAAGUAUGGGAUUGUUCGGAAUGGGAGGCCAUCAAAGUAUGAUGCAGGAUCAUCAAUCACAGCAGCCACAAUCUGCACAAGAUGCAUUCAAAGCUCUUCUUCCAAAUGUAAAUGUUCGGUUUAUGGAUGAUAAUUCGAUGUCUCGUUGGUCGCAUGAGAACAGUCUGCGAUCAUCAGCCGUCCCACCACCACCCGGUUUUUCUUCUGUGAUGAACCGAUAAUUUUGGCACAAUUGCACACACACACACAAAAGCACCCACACACCCUCAUUCUAGUUAUCUUCUUCUAUUCCUACCGUUUUCUCCCUUCAUUUUCGAAUUCGAAAGACAAAGAAAAAUUUCUGAUGUGUAUCCCCAUUAUUCCCGUUCCCGGUUGUUGUAGAUGAUUCUUUUUUAAUAUCAUCAACUCCAACACAUUCUAUUAUUCUUCAUAAUAAUAUUCUUCAUAUGUUAUUGGCUCUCUUCUUUAAUCAUUUUGUCCUCUCUUACGACAUGUAUCAUUAGCUCAUUUUGUUGGAGUCGCCUCCGCCUCGAAUUCAGAUUCUUAUUCGUGUUUGUUGCUCCUCUCCCAUAGAAAAUGCUUUGAUUAUUUCGUUUCCUUUCCCCCCUAAAACACCAACGGACUUGAACUUAAAGUUGCUCUCGCGAACAGUCGUGCAGUGAACAGACUGCAAAGCUGACCAUCUGAAUCGUGAUGAAGCUUCUCUUUCUUUUUUCUCCUUUUUUUUGGGAUUCACACAUUAGAAACGGGACGGUUCUAUUUAUAGCUUCUUUUAUUUUUUCUGCUGUCCUGGUCAUUCCUUUCCUCCUUUGCGUCCCGUUCAAAUUUUUAUUUUCUUUCUCCCUCUUUUUGUGGCAGUUUUCAUGUGAUUUCUUUAUUUAAGUUGUACCCUCAACUAAUCUAAGAAUCAACGUGGUUUCUGUAUUUCUUUUUCUUUUGAAAGUUUAGUUUAUUCAAGUUUUUGUCGUUACCAUUUUCUUUCAUACACGUAUCACCCAGAAUCUUCACUUCUCCUCGUUUGAGAACAGGAUGACGGGCGUUUUUAAUCGUAUUCAGUAGAAUUUGCUUUUCUUCUUUUAGGCGAUUGGAUUUGCUUGUAUUUUGAAAGUGGUACGGCGAAUAAAGAAAUUAUUUGGUGGAACU